Messenger RNA from Xiphophorus hellerii (green swordtail), 1392 nucleotides. RefSeq lists its product as uncharacterized. Gene Ontology annotation, molecular function: sequence-specific DNA binding. The coding region runs from base 97 to 852 and encodes 251 amino acids. The transcript has 3 exons. The record is from RefSeq and is a predicted model, not a curated record. NCBI's taxonomy places the organism in Eukaryota, Metazoa, Chordata, Actinopteri, Cyprinodontiformes, Poeciliidae.
AAACCUCGCAUGUCUCAUUGAUAGGAGUGUGUUUACUGGGAUUCUUCCCCUUGUUUUUCUCUCAAUUCGCGAGGUUUUAAGUGAUUUCUUCCUUCAAUGGUGUGUACCUGCGUCAUUCAGGGCUGCGGGAAAAGACCUGAGCCGUACGUGAGAAACUUGCAUGGAUUCCCGAAUAACUUGGAGACAAUAAAAGCCUGGAAUGACUUCGUGAGGAGGACCAAACCGACUUGGAAUGGCAACACUCCUUCAUCGAGGGUCUGUAGCGAGCAUUUCCAGCCAGAUUCCUAUAAAAACCACAUGGCCUGGUCGAUGAAAUGGGUUAGGACGCUGGAUCUGAAAGACGACUUUCAGGUCCCCACAAUAUAUCCUGCAGCGGUUAAGAAAAGUCCUGUAUUACUUGCCAAGGAUGACCGUAAAGCAGGCAGAAACAUCAGCCCGAUCCCACCGGGUAGUUCCACCAUGCUCGCAUCAGUAGAAAUAAAAAAAGAGGAGGAGGAAUCACCCUGCUCAGGAGCCACAAUGCCACCUCCUAUUCAGGAAUGUCAUGUAAAGACCGAGUACCAGAUGAUGUACUUUGUAAGACAUGUGGCGUCCCAGACCGACCCUCCGUCCAUUUCCCCAAACACACGAUCAGUCGGCACACAGGUGACCAGGAUACCCCGACAAAUUAAAGUUCAAACUACAGGCUCGCAGGUGAUAUUUAAUAGUCAACAUCGUAUUAUCUGCUCAGACCCCUUAAAGUCACCACUGCUACUCCUACAACCAACUCUGGUAAAAAGACCAUCCAAGAGACUUCGACUUGGACUGGAAUAUGAGGAGGAAGCAGUUCAGGACAAGACCAGUUCAACGUGAACCUGUGGACCGUUCUGGUGCAGCAGUCAUACCUCUUGGACCAGAGAACAAAAAAAGCACAUCUCCAUGUAGCUUUUGUCUUUGGUGCGGGGAAAAUAUUUAUCUAGCACCUUGUCAAAAAUGACAUAAUACUAAGUUUUAUGUCACCACUAGAAACUGCGAUGCUUGCUGGGAUAGAAAGCUCAGUUCUAUGUCAAUAUCUCUUAGCAAUCUGCAUUGAAGAAUUACCUUCAUUUCUUGUUAUAAAUGUGCGUACACCUCAAAACAAAACCUCCCUUCUUUUAGGGUUUUUUUUCCCCCCAAUUGGUUGGAAACUGACCGUAGCAACAUUAAUAGCCCUCUCUUUGUUGAGAGCAACGCCAAAGACACUAUGUUCAAAUAGAAAAACUUAGCAGAUUUGAAUAAAAGGAUAGCUGCCCAUGCUGAGGGGUCUAAAUCACCCAGUUGAUUGUAAUGACAUUCUUUCAUCUUUUCUCAGUGAAAUAGUCAUACUUUUCCUUGUCAAACUUCAAGAAAUGGCUCAUUUUCCAGUAUUUUAAU